Messenger RNA from Chiloscyllium plagiosum (whitespotted bambooshark), 2876 nucleotides. RefSeq names its product alpha-1,6-mannosyl-glycoprotein 2-beta-N-acetylglucosaminyltransferase (gene mgat2). Gene Ontology annotation, molecular function: alpha-1,6-mannosylglycoprotein 2-beta-N-acetylglucosaminyltransferase activity. The record is from RefSeq and is a predicted model, not a curated record. NCBI's taxonomy places the organism in Eukaryota, Metazoa, Chordata, Chondrichthyes, Orectolobiformes, Hemiscylliidae. Gene Ontology annotation, cellular component: Golgi membrane; Golgi stack. Gene Ontology annotation, biological process: protein N-linked glycosylation; oligosaccharide biosynthetic process.
GGAGGCGGAGCAGGCAGCUGACAUCAUCCGCCUGCGCCGCCAGGAAGCCAACCAAUAAGCUUCGGGCGGGACAGUUGAUGGACAGGCGGACUGUCCAGUGGAAGCGUCCCUUGUGUUACAACGCACGCGCCUGGGUGGGUGCGGGAAGCGGGCCAAUCGGGUGGGGGUAAAGAGGCGGGCUCUGGGUGACGGUUGGCAGAUGUUGGAGAGAGCGAGGCCGCCGUCGGCAACGGCCGGGAGGGGGAGGCGAGGUAAGGUACCAUGUCGGUGUCGGUUCAAAUCGGGAGGCGGAGAGGAGAGCGGGGGCCGAGCACCAUCGGAUGACAGAGAAGGACGGCCUGCCACCUCAUGCCCACACCCUUCCCUCCAGGAAACGGAUAUCCUCCCCUUGGCCUGCUGCUCCUCAAUCCGCUUUCUUCCGGGAGUCGUCCUCGCUGCCAGUCCCCGGCCCGGAGUCUUCGACCUCGGUCUAAAUUGUUGCGGCUGUGCCGGCUGGCAAUGUUCCCGUGUAGGAUCGCAGUGUGCCUGAAACUAGGCUGCUGAGAGUGCGGCCGAUUUGUACACAGUAACAGGGAGCUCGUUAGCCUGCACCUUCACGGCCAGCCGGUGUGUAUUGUGUAGUUUGUUAUUGUCAGCAGCAGCUCCGCUGUCGGUCACGAAACGGGCAUUGCCGCUUCCUCGACGGUCAACAUGAGGUUCCGCAUUUACAAGAGGAAAGUGCUGCUGCUGGCCCUCGUCAUGCUGCUCGCCGCCUUCGUCUUGUGGACCGGCGGAAAGCAGAGGAAAAACGAAGCUUUUCCGAGGGACGACCAAACUUCACGGAGCAGCGGGAAAGCGGGCGCCGGGAACCCGACCAGGAAAGUUUCCAACGAGUCGCAGGCGAGCAAGUUCGAAAAGCCUGAGGUCGACAACCUGACUCUGGUGUACCGCGGCAUCGUUUUCCAGCUGAACUUUGACCAGACGAUCAGAAACCAGGAGACCAUUAAGACUCGAUCCCCAAAUGAUUUGGUGGUGGUGGUCCAAGUGCACAACAGACCGGAAUACCUGCAGAGCCUCGUCAAUUCGCUCAGAAAAGCCAAAGGAAUAGGGAACGUACUGCUGAUCUUCAGCCACGACUUCUGGUCCCCGCAGAUCAACCAGAUCGUAGCCAGCGUCGAUUUUUGCCAAGUGUUACAAAUAUUUUUUCCAUUCAGUAUCCAGUUGUAUCCCAACGAAUUCCCUGGACACGAUCCCAGAGAUUGCCCUCGUGACAUAAGCAAAGCGAAUGCUUUCAAGCUGGGCUGUAUCAAUGCUGAGUAUCAAGAUUCAUUUGGCCAUUAUCGAGAAUCCAAAUUUUGUCAGACCAAACAUCACUGGUGGUGGAAGUUACAUUUUGUUUGGGAAAGAGUAAAAGUUUUGGAAGAUCAUAAGGGGUUAGUGCUUUUCAUUGAAGAGGACCAUUAUUUAUCACCUGAUUUCUAUCAUGUCAUGAAAAAUAUGUGGCAUCUGAAGACUGAAAGUUGCCCUGAUUGUGACAUAUUGACCCUUGGUACAUAUACACGUGUCAGUGAUUUCACAGAUAAAACCAGUAAAGUGGAAGUGAAAACCUGGCGAUCAACAGAACACAACAUGGGCAUGGCUAUGACUAGAGAGACAUAUCAAAAACUGAUAGAGUGCACAGAUGCUUUCUGUGAAUAUGAUGACUACAACUGGGACUGGACAUUACAGUAUUUAACUGUAUCCUGUCUGCCUCGGUAUUGGAAAGUUAUGGUCUGUGAGGCUCCUCGUAUUUUCCAUGCUGGUGAUUGUGGCAUGCAUCACAAGAAAGCUUGCAUGCCAUCUGCUGAAGUUGCUAAAAUUGACAAGAUUAUAAGUAGCAACAUACAGCACUUGUUUCCAGAAACAAUGGCAAUAAGUGAAAUAUAUCCUUUGGCUGCAAUCGGCCCACAUGUGAAGAAUGGAGGUUGGGGAGAUAUUAGGGACCAUGAACUUUGUGCAAGUUACCGCCGGCUACAGUAAUUGUGAUAAAUCUCUAUAUAAGAUCAUGUCUUUAAUAGUAUUUAGUUUUCUUCUGUUAUUAAAAAAUACAACAAUGGGAUACAAUCAUUGACUGUCACGAUUAAAAAUAAAUGGCUAACUGAUUGCUCGGUUAAUAACUACACCCAAAGGUGUUAUUAUUGAGCUUCACAGAUUAGAAAGACCCCAGAUGAUAUCUGGUCUGUGAUGAAUUCGCCAAUUUUUAGCUAAGGUUGCCGUAGUGGGGUGCUGCAAUUGGGUUUGGCGUUCUGAGUUAUGUAGAGGAAAGAUCAGCCAUGAUGCUAAUACCUGACUAUCCAGUGACUACACUGAAAAAUUUAUUUUGACAAUGCUGGAUGAGGAUAGAUUAAGCUUCACUGUAUACUGCUCUAAGUUUACUGACUGGGCCCACAUUUGAAGAGUGCUAGAGAACUAUUGGUGCCUGUAGAUCAUAAAUUACUGUCUCUACAAAAAAAGAGCAGCAGAAUUUUGUUUUUGCUUAAAGAAAAAUAUGUCCUUGUAGCAAGAGUUAACAUUUUCUUCAUUAACUUUAUAUAUGUUCUGGGUGACUGAAGAGAAAAUGGUCUAUGCAGCUGUAAGAAGGCAAAGAAGCCAAAGGUGUUCAUUUCAUGUCAUGGGUGUAAUUUUUUAAGAAUUCUGUUUUCAUCAUUCAGUUUAUUUUACAAAUGGGUCUUGUUUAGCUCAAUAUUGUCACUGCACUUAGUGUUUCAGUUAACAAUAAGAAAGUCCCAUAGAAAUAUGCCUUAAUGGGUGAUGUAUGCGUGUCAGCCUGUUUAUCACCUAAACUACUUCUGCCAUCAGUAACAAACCUGCAGCAGGAAAUAUGAAGUUCAAAAUGCUCCUCCAUAUAAUACCCAGAA